AUGGCCAGGGGUGCGUGGAAGGGCAUCUUGAAGGAUGACGUCGACCUCUCCGGUUGCACCAUCAAGGACGGUCAGCAGGUGACGCUCAUGGGCACCGCGGAAGUUUUGGCGGCACCGACGGAGAAGGUCCAGUUCAUGGAGGACAUGAAGACCGAGGACCUGGCUCAGAGCGGUGCCGUGCUCCCCGCGGGCUUGGUGAACUUGGGCAACACGUGCUACAUGAACUCCACCCUGCAGUGCAUGCGCAAGGUGCCCGAGUUGCGGGAGGCUCUGACGAGCUUCCGCCCCACCUCAAGCAGCAGCGGCGCCGACCCCAGCGCCAACCUGGUACCGAUGUUCACGGCGGCCUUAAGAGAGACCUUCAACGCCGCGGACCGAUCCACGGAGGCCAUUCCCCCGGCGAUGUUUGUACAGGUGCUGCGGCAGCUGUUCCCCCAGUUCGCGCAGCAGGGGCCCCGUGGUGGGUUCAUGCAGCAGGACGCGGAAGAGCUUUAUAGCUCAGUGGUCAACACUCUCUCGCAGAGUCUCAAGAAGCCGACCUCUACCGCCAUCAAAGAGGGCGACAUAGUCCUGUACAAGCCUAAGGCAGAGGGCGAGAAGGAGGGAAGGGCUAAGGUGAUCAAGGUACACCCGGACUCGGAGGGGGCGCACUACACCAUCCUUACUGAGGGAAAGGAUGCCAAGGAGAAGAACACAACUGGACAGCGCAUCUCGAAGGUGCACGCCUUGACGGACCUCGGGAACGCCGACAACGUGAUGGACGCCCUGUUUGGGCUCGAGAUGGAGGAGGAGUUCACUUGCGAGGAGAGCGGGGAGUCCAAAGUGUCCACCUCCACCGCCAAGAAGCUGGUGUGUAAUAUCCAGGGAGGUGCAGGCGCCAGCACGCAGAUCAACCAUCUAGCGGACGGGAUGAAGGUGGGCCUCUCGGAUAAGGUGGAGAAGCAUUCGGACAAGCUUGGGAGAGACGCGGUGUUCACCCUCAACAGCAAGAUCAAACGCCUGCCGCGCUACCUGUGCAUCCAGGUUACGUUCCCUUCCACGCUGGACAUGUUUGAGUUCUGCUCGCCAUCUCUUCAGUCCAUCCUCAAGGUGCCCCGCGACGCCGCGGACAAGCUCAUCUUCGAACAAGAAGCCAAGGAAAAGGCCGCGAAGGAGGCAAAGAUUGCCGAGGAGAGAGCCGAGAAGGAAAAGGCCAGAAAGGGUAAGGUCUUCGCACACCUUAGCGGCGGCGGCGGCGGCAGCAGCAGCAGUAGCACGGCGAAGCCCCCCGCACCGCCUGCGUCCGAGGCGGAAAAGUCGCCAGCAUCGGGAGUCCAGGAGAGCGCCGAGCCACCAGCAGCACCAGCAGCACCAGCAGCACCAGCGGCGAAGGCGGCGGCACCCGCGGAGGGGGAGGACGAGGAGCUAAGCGACGAUCUCAAGGCCGCGUUGGCGAUGUCAUUGCAGGCGGAGAACGCGGGUGUGGAGGGGGCCGCCGGACCGGGACUCCCGGCGGACUUCAAGGGUACCUACGAGCUCUUCGCCGUGGUGACCCACAAGGGCAGGGAGGCGGACGGAGGUCACUACAUGGGGUGGGUGCGGCAAGAGGGAGACGACUGGCUGGUCUUCGACGACUCGGACGUGUCCCCCUGCAAGACGGAGGACAUCAUGAACCUCAAGGGCGGCGGCGACUGGCACAUGGCGUACCUCACCUUCUACCGCUUCAAGGAGUAGUGGCGAGUAUACAGGUAAAAGAGUGAAAGACCACAACGGGGGUUGGCCAGGAAAAAUCUCGCGGGAACAGGCCGCAUGCCGUGGUAUGUAUGUUUUGUUCAUCAUUUGGUCAACUCUGGCUCUUGACCUCCUCCUGCUGGAGAAUAGGCCUCCUCCUCCGAGCAGCAAUAGGCAAGGGAGAGAGGUACCGGCUGGAGACAGAGAUAAACGCAGGGGUUGAGAUCCGCGUGCACCUUGAAGCGAGAAGAGAGAGGGGGGAGGAGGGCAGUCCAGGUAGACGGAAGUUUUUCCGUUUUCCGUACUUGUUCGUUCAUCGUGCUUGACACAAAAGUGAGAGUGGGGAGUGUUACAGCAGUGUGGUACGAUGGAAGCACGUGCCAGACCACUGGGUCGCAUUGAGGGACAGGGUUGCCGUGUACACCCUUGCGCAUGAUGUGCGGGGAGACUUCACCGAAUGGAAGGCCUAUGUAGCUGUUGGUGCGCGCUGCCUGUGCUCAAGAAUAUUUUGUGACUUGCGUCGAAGUUUGAGCGUGUGCAGAAACGUCCCCCUGGUAGGUGCUUCCUACCUGCUGUUGCGCUGGCGAGAUGUGUUCGGAAUUGUUCGGAAAACCUCAGGCUGAAGGAGAGGAUGCUACCCCCAUCCGUAGCAUAGUACAAUCGAAAUGACGGGGGGGGGGGUUAGGGGACUACCUGAUUCUGCGAUAAAAGACACCGCAGUGAAUGCUUCUCGGCUUCGUGAAACGUCGUGUCGAUUUGGGGUCGGAUUUGCACACCUGCUGCGUGGUUAAUUUCGUUUCCCGUAUCCAGCGAUGCCGCAUUACUAUUCAUGGCGUAACUACACCGGAGGAACACGCUUCCUUGGACAAGAAACCUGCCUACUGCCUACCCACCACAUGGCACACGGGACUCGAAAAACAACAAGCGAGGGGUUGUUGUCCCGUUGGUGCCGAGAAUUUCGUACGAGUUGC
Messenger RNA from Ectocarpus sp. CCAP 1310/34, 2681 nucleotides. NCBI's taxonomy places the organism in Eukaryota, Phaeophyceae, Ectocarpales, Ectocarpaceae. The record is from the annotation of a GenBank genome assembly.